UGGGCUAUCCCAUUUCCCGCCAUAACGCUCAUCCCCAAUUCCACCCGAUAUGCCCGAUUUGUGUAUCACUUAAUCAGAGAUGGGAAGUCUGUCCACAACACAGAGAAAGAGAGGACUUCUGCUGGAACAAUAUUUUUUUAAAUCAACUCUUCAGAUCUCUGUCAUUUUCCAGAAGCCAUGGAAGAUGAACAACUCGGUGAAAAAGAAGAGAAAUCCUUGGAGGGGCAAGAUGCCAUGCAGAUUGAUCAUGCUCCCCAAGUAACACACAUCCCUCAAGGAUUCAAUGCCGACCACCUCAGGGUCUACUAUGGAAAAUUGUUUCCAUAUGCUGAAAUAUUCAAGUGGCUGUCAUGUGGACAUGAUGGCAAGCAUCCAGCCUGUGAUUCAUCUUAUUAUGGUCGAAGGGAGUUCUCUUUUACUCUAGAACAUGAUAUAUAUAUUCGGUUUCAGUCUUUUCAAGAUGCAGCGGAUAUGGAGAAUUCUAUCAGAGAGAAGUGUCCACAUAAAAUAGAUAUUGGAGCUGUGUACAAUGUUGAUCCUGCAAAGAGACACGCAUAUGCUCAACUAGGAGACAAGGUUUUCAGUCCUAUAGAAAGAGAGCUGGUUUUUGAUAUUGAUAUGACUGACUAUGAUGAUGUACGAUAUUGUUGUUCGGGAGCUGAUGUUUGCGUAGACUGCUGGCAUUUGAUGACUAUUGCUAUUAAAGUCAUAGAUACUUCUCUCCGAGAGGAUUUUGGUUUUGAGCACAUUCUCUGGGUUUAUAGUGGUCGCCGUGGGGUCCAUUGCUGGGUCUGUGAUGGAAGAGCAAGAAGGCUUAGCAAUGAGCAAAGAGCUGCAAUUGCUUCCUAUUUUCGUGUGUACAAGGGGAGUGAAAACACUAAUAAAAUGGUCUCUCUGAGUGGGCCUGUGCUGCAUCCUUCCUUGACAAGAGCUUAUGCAGAUGUCUUAAGGGUUUAUUUUGAAGAGAAAAUACUUCCAAGCCAAAAGUUAUUUUCAUCUGAAGACAGAUAUCAGAAGAUAAUGGAUUUGAUACCAGAUGAUUCAAUUGCAUCCCAAUUUCGAGAGAAAUGGCGAGAAAACAGGCGUUCAUCUGUUUCAAAAGAAGAUAAUAAUAUUGGUCGCUGGAAACAAUUGAGACAGCUACUUGAGUCAGGAAAACAUAGGGCACCAGGAUUACGACAUUGCAUUGAGGAAAUUGUUUUCUCUUACACCUACCCUCGGCUAGACAUGGAGGUGUCAAAGCAUAUGAAUCACUUGCUGAAGGCACCAUUUUGUAUUCAUCCAAAAACUGGUUGUGUCUGUGUGCCAAUAAAUCCCGAUGAUUGUGAGAACUUUGAUCCUACAAGUGUACCCACUCUUUCUCAAUUGCUUCAAGAACUGAACACAGGAGGAGUUCUUGCUUCCGGAGGUAGUUUUAAUUCGGAUGGAAAAGAUUGGGAGAGAACAUCGAUUGCGAAGUCUGUUUAUCUUUUCAGAUCAGUAUUUUUACAACCAUUUCUGAAAUCAUGCAGGGCUGAGCUGGAAAGCGCAUACAACACAAGGCUGCAUGAAUCUGGAGUGAGGGAUUCUUUACGCUGGUAAAACACUUCCGGUGGAAGGCUAGAAAAGAAACCCGUAUUCAUCAUCAAGGCUAAUGUGUUGUAGGCCAGUGCUAAUGUGAGUAUCCCUGCAAUUAAACAGACUUUCUUUGAGAUAGUUUGUAAUGUAAAUGUUUCGGGUGGAACAUUCUUGCUGGAAAUAAUAUAUCUAGUAGAGCAGCUUACAGAUAUUUUCUGCAACGCCAUGUAAAACUUUUUUCCAUUUGUUAUUUCCAGCAAUGUGAAUUGAGUUUAAAAAUCAAA
This is a messenger RNA of Cryptomeria japonica (Japanese cedar), 1841 nucleotides long. RefSeq lists its product as uncharacterized. Gene Ontology annotation, biological process: DNA replication, synthesis of primer. Gene Ontology annotation, cellular component: alpha DNA polymerase:primase complex. The record is from RefSeq and is a predicted model, not a curated record. The transcript has 17 exons. Lineage: Eukaryota; Viridiplantae; Streptophyta; Pinopsida; Cupressales; Cupressaceae. Bases 178 to 1581 code for a protein of 467 amino acids.